AUGAGACUGUGUUGGCCCACUGCCCCGCCUUACCAAAGCCCCCAACCAGCCCGCUGAGCCCGGUAUAAGACUGCAACGCGACACUACCCGAUCAUAGCCUCGCUCUCGAUUCGUGUCCAUUCUGAAACCGCACCCGAAUACCAUCGAAAUAACACCAUGGCUCUCGACCCGCGCGCACUUGAGGAUAAGGCGAAGAAGGCCCUCCAGGGCGCUUCCGGAGGGUUCAGCUUCUUCAGCAACAAAGAAGACAAAUACCAAAAUGCCGCCGAUUUUUACAUCCAGGCAGCCAACGCCUACCGGUUGGAGCGGAUGAACAAAGAGGCAGGACAGUGUUUUGAGGCGGCGGCGGGUAUUCACAAGGACAAGCUGAACGAGCCGGACGAUGCGGCGAACCAAAUGGUGGACGCAUUCAAGGUCUACCGGAAAGAAUACCCCCAGGACGCCAUCCGCUGCAUCCAGGUGGCCAUCCAGCGAUACCAGGCGAAGGGCAACUUCCGGCGCGCGGCAUCGCAUUUGGAGAAUGCGGCCGAGCUGCUCGACGAGGUCGGUGACCGCAAGGGCGCCAUGCCGCUCUAUACCGACGCGGCGCGCUUUUACGAAGAGGACGGGGCAAAGGCUCUGGCGAACAAGAACUGGCUCAAGGUGGCCGACAUGGCGGGGCUCGAGGGUGAUUACUUCAAGGCCGUGGAAAAUUACGAGAAGGUGGCCGACUCGUCGCUGGACAACCACCUGAUGAAAUACUCGGUCAAGGACUACUGGAUGAAGGCGGGGAUCUGCAUCCUGGCGACCAAGGAUCUCGUCAGCGCUCGCCGUAACCUGGAUAGGUACAGAGAGAAGGACCCGUCGUUUGCGAGCCAGCGGGAGUACCAGCUGCUCUCGGAUCUAGUCGACGCUAUCGACGCUGGGGACCAGGAGGUGUUCACCGACAAGCUGUACCAUUACAACCAGAUGAGCCCACUGGACAAGUGGAAGACGGAGAUCCUGCUCAGGAUCAAGAACCAGAUCGAGGAUGCGGACAACGAAUUUGCUUGAAAUACCACCUGGAUGGUUUUGGCGUUUGGGGUUAGAGAGCAUAAUUGAUGGGCAGAUUCGACGAUUGUGGGAUAGAGGAAGUACCUAACUCGGCCAAUGGACCAUAUCAAGGCCUGAGCCAACAGCCGUCCCAACCAACA
Messenger RNA from Chaetomium fimeti, 1172 nucleotides. Its product is annotated as soluble NSF attachment protein. Gene Ontology annotation, cellular component: SNARE complex; vacuolar membrane. NCBI's taxonomy places the organism in Eukaryota, Fungi, Ascomycota, Sordariomycetes, Sordariales, Chaetomiaceae. Gene Ontology annotation, molecular function: syntaxin binding; soluble NSF attachment protein activity. The record is from RefSeq and is a predicted model, not a curated record. Bases 157 to 1032 code for a protein of 291 amino acids. Gene Ontology annotation, biological process: intracellular protein transport; SNARE complex disassembly. The transcript is spliced from 4 exons.